Molecule: messenger RNA, 2988 nt
Organism: Cimex lectularius (bed bug)
Lineage: Eukaryota; Metazoa; Arthropoda; Insecta; Hemiptera; Cimicidae
Gene: E(z)
Product: histone-lysine N-methyltransferase E(z)
Exons: 12
Coding region: 175-2406 (743 amino acids)
Biological process (GO): chromatin remodeling
Molecular function (GO): protein binding; histone H3K27 methyltransferase activity
Source: RefSeq, a predicted model, not a curated record
UCGUUAAUCGUCUAACCCUAUGUUAAAACCGAUUAAACGAGGUAACAAACGUUGCACCCAGUGGGAGUUGUGAAGCUUUGUUUGUUUUCAUCGAAAAAUUUCCAGUAGUAUUAUUAGUAUUUGGCGAGUGGUUUGCUCUGUUUUAAAUCCUCAGAAAUUCCAACGUCUUCACUUAUGUCGUCCAAGUUGAAAAUAAGCCAGGAAUGGAAGAAAAGGGUGAGGGCGGAGUUGAUGAAGCUGAGGCAGAUAAAACGUUUCAAAAAAGCCGACGAGAUAAAAGUGGCCUGGAACUUAAACAGAAAACUCAUAGACGAUGUAGUUGCUGAGGAACAGAGAAAAUGGUUGAUGAACAGCAAGGCUUAUUGGGAAAAAAAGACGGUUCAUGAACCGCAUUCGAGGUGCAUGAAAGAGGUACAAGUGCUGAGGUCUGACAACGUUUAUUUAAAAGGAAGGAUUAUCAUCAUGAAUGCAGUCACUCCGAUCCCUACGAUGUACACGUGGGCUCCCAUCCAACAGAAUUUUAUGGUCGAAGAUGAAACAGUUUUACACAACAUUCCGUACAUGGGCGAUGAAAUUUUAGAACAGGAUGGCACCUUUAUUGAAGAACUGAUAAAAAAUUAUGACGGGAAAGUUCAUGGUGACAAAGACACAGGGUUUUUAGACGAUUCUCUCUUUGUUGAAUUAGUAAACACAUUGAUCCAGUAUCAAGUAAAAGAUGAGGAAGAAGGGCUUGCAAUGAAGGACGGGGAAGACGAGAAGAAUAAAGAGCUCAGAAAGUGGUCUUCACUUUCAAAAGGAGAGCCUAAACCAUUCCCUUGCCAGGUUAUAUUUGAAGCAAUAUCCCAGAUGUUCCCUGACAAAGGGACUGCAGCUCAAUUACGCGAAAAGUAUAUAGAAUUGACAGUGAGGUUAGACCCGACGGCGUUACCUCCGCAUUGCACACCAAACAUCGAUGGUCCAAUAGCGCAAUCUGUUAAAAGGGAAAAGACUCUGCAUUCUUUCCACACUCUGUUUUGCAGAAGGUGUUUUAAAUAUGAUUGUUUCCUUCAUUCAAUUCAUCACGGUGGGCCUUAUCUGAAGAAAAGGAAAGGGCCCGAGUUGAAACCCUUCACUGAACCUUGUGGACCCGAUUGUUAUAUACAUUUGGACGGGGUGAAGGAGAAACUUGCUGAAAUAUCUGCAGCUGCCGCAGCCAAUAAAGACGAAAAUCAAGAUGAGCCUUCUUGCUCGUCAGUGAGUUCCAAUAAAGAUUUGAAAAAUGAACCUCAAGAUGACGACAAGCCUCCGGGAAAGGUCAGAAAGCAAACCAGUGUUGAUUCAGGAAACGAGGCUAGCUCUGAAGACAGCAACGACAGUAAAGCUCACAUGUUUUCAGAUGUAAAGAGAGAGGACAAUGAAGAGACCGAACCAACAUGCAGCCUGUUUUCACUCCGUAACAACACAGGGGACGAUUCGAGAGAGUGGACCGGGUCCGACCAAUCCCUGUUCAGAGCCCUAUACAGGGUUUUCGCACGGAACUUCUGUGCUAUCUCACAGAUCAUGCUGACAAAGACAUGUCAGCAGGUGUACAAUUUCUCAUUGAAAGAUCCCUCUACGCCCCACAUUGAUGCAGAGAUAGCUGAGUUCACACCACCACGAAAGAAGAAGAAGAAGCAUCGCCUCUGGUCUGUUCACUGUAGGAAAAACGCGAUGAGGAAAGAAGGCAACAACCACGUUCAUAAUUACACGCCUUGUGAACACCCUCCUGGCGUUGCCUGUGAUAACCUCUGCCCAUGUCAAGCAUCACAAAAUUUUUGUGAAAAGUACUGCCAAUGCAGUUCAGACUGCGCCAAUAGAUUUCCGGGAUGUCGAUGUAAAGCACAGUGCAACACUAAACAAUGCCCUUGUUAUCUCGCUGUUAGGGAAUGCGACCCAGACCUCUGUCAAACCUGUGGAGCUGAUCAAUUCGAUACACAAAAAAUCACAUGUAAAAAUGUUAGCGUCCAAAGAGCUCUACAUAAACAUUUACUUAUGGCUCCAUCGGAUGUCGCCGGCUGGGGGAUCUUCCUCAAGGACUCGGCUCAGAAGAACGAGUUUAUUUCCGAGUAUUGCGGCGAGAUAAUAUCACAAGAUGAGGCGGACAGGAGAGGAAAGGUCUACGACAAGUACAUGUGCAGCUUCCUUUUCAAUCUGAACAACGAUUUUGUGGUUGAUGCAACUAGAAAGGGAAAUAAAAUACGUUUUGCAAAUCAUUCUAUAAAUCCAAACUGUUAUGCUAAAGUCAUGAUGGUCAACGGUGACCACCGUAUUGGAAUAUUCGCCAAAAGGGCCAUUCAACCUGGCGAGGAACUCUUCUUUGAUUACAGAUAUGGGCCUACGGAACAGUUGAAAUUUGUUGGAAUUGAAAGGGAAAUGGAAUUUUUAUGAGAAAAGGUCAACAUAGAUCCCGGAGAAGGGACGUCCAAAAAUGACUCUUAAUUCAUUCACCACUGUAGGCUAGUAUUUUUUUAAAUUUGAACUCUGUCGACAUUAAAGGCUAUUACUAUUUUGCAAAAAUAAUUUUGUAAACAAAUUGGUGGGGAAGUGAUGGUAAUGAAAUAGUACACAUCCUUUUUCAGUGCCUUUCAAAUUUUAUUUUAUUAAUCUAAGUCUUCCAAGUCAGUAUAUAAAGGCCAGGCUUACAAAAAAAAAAAUAGUUUAGAGUUUUCUAUAUCAUCACAAAAUAAUCACUGUUGUUAUAAGAUACAUUAGAAUAAUUUAUCACGAAAUAUUUUGUAUAAAUUACUAAAGAACUAUUCUGUAAGUUGUAUCCAUGGAUAAAACUGUAUUCUUUUACCCUUAUGUUUUUAUUCAAUUUAAACUGUUAGAUUUUAUCGCUGGAAUGGGAUUUACUUGUUCAUUGUAUGAGUUCAUGUAGCUUCAUGUAUUGAGAGUUGGACAGUAAUUUUUAACUAGAAAUAAUUUUAAGAGAUGUAGAAUCAAAUAAAGUUGUUUUCAAUUAUUUUUAAA